CGGAAGUUCCGGAAAUACUGAUGUAAACAAUCCUGCAACAAACGUUUAUAUUUAUCCAUGACACACGUGUAUCUAGAUCUGGAUAUUGAUCCAAUUAAAGAUUGUUUUAAAAUCUGUGGACUUUAAAGUCUAAAUCUAAGUAAAUUCAUUUAAAAGUUAAGUUCAACUGGGUAUACCUUCAACUGAAAUGGAAGAGAUUAAAAAUGACCCUAGGUUUGCACAUAUUGCAACAGACCCGAUUUUCAGAUCAAUGCCCAAAACAAAACGAAAGAUUAAAAUUGAUUCCCGAUUCCAUUCAUUGUUUACAAAUUCAGACUUCAGUAUUAAAACAGAUAAGCCUAUUGACAAACGUGGGAGACCUGUGCUUGAUUGGGCCAAGAAAAGUAAAAAUGCAAUGGAAAGAUUUUAUCACUGUGAUUCAGAUAGUGAUGAUGACCAUGAAGAUGAGCCAGAGGAACAACUGGAAGAAACAUGUAAGACAGACAAGAUUAAAACUGAAGUUAAGAAAAAGUCAAAGAAAGAUAGAGCUGCUAAAAGGGAAGAAAAUUCACUAAAGAAUAAAAAAAGAGAGGAAGCAUUGCCAUCAAAGUCAGUUUUAAAGAACAAAACCAAAAAGAAAAGUGUAAAAGAUGAAAAACAUAUAUCCGAAGAUGACCUGAGUGAGGAAGAAAACAAUCCUGAAUCUACGGAAAAAGAAACCAAUGGUAUCAAUGGAGAUGCUGACAAAGAUAGUGAAACAGGUGAUGAUAGUGGAACAGGCGAAGAUAGUGAAACAGACAGUGAUGACAGUGAUGAUGACUCUGAGCUACCUGAAUUCACAGAGGAAUUUGCCCUGCAGGAAACAGAAAUUGACCACAAGUGGAAUGAGCAGUUUACAGAUGCUCCUGAUGUGACCCAGUCCACACACAGAUUAGCUGUGUGUAACAUGGACUGGGACUUCGUCCAUGCUAAGGAUUUGUAUUUACUUUUCAAAUCUUUUGCCCCUAAAGAUGGACAAGUCAAAAAGGUGACCAUUUACCCCUCAGAGUUUGGCAAAGAAAGAAUGGCAGAGGAGUCUAUGCUGGGGCCAAAGGAAAUCAGAGAAGGUGUAAAAAUGGAUACUGAGAGUGAUGAUGAUGAUAACAAAGGGGGGAAGAAGCAAAAGAAAAUUAAAGACCAGCAAAAGUUGAAGCAGUAUGCCAGGAAAAAGAAGGCAGCUCAAACUGAGAAGCUAAGAGAAUAUCAGUUAAACAGACUUCGAUACUAUUACGCUGUGGUCGAAUGCGACUCUGUGAGGACUGCAGAUACUAUCUAUAGUGAAUGUGAUGGUAGGGAGUAUCAGCUUAGCUCUGUCAGGCUUGAUUUACGGUUUAUUCCAGAUGACAUGACCUUUGACGAUGAGUCUAGAGAGAGUUUUUCUGAAGAGGAGAGCAUUGUUGGAUAUCAACCAGCCAAGUUCAACACCACCGCGCUCUCUCAGGCCAAGGUCGAUGUGACCUGGGAUGAAACGGAAUUCGAUAGACUAAGUCGCCACAUAAGCAGCUUGCCGCAAAAAGAUUUAGAGAGUAUUGUAGAAGAGAACAAGUAUGCAGAUAUAAUAGCUCCACCUGACAGUGAUUCGGAAGAAGAUGACGAUGACCAAAGACCAGCUUGGCUCAAGGCAGCACUUGCUAACACUGAAGACAAAGAAAAAGAAUUGACAGAGGAGGAAAAAAUCCAGCUCUAUCGUAAAGUACUUAUGGACGCUCUUGCAGACGACGAAGAGGAAAAGAAAAAAGAGGAGGGUGAGACAGACAAAGAAAUAGAAUGGCAGCCUGGCCUGAAGGACAAAGUGCAGAAGAAGAUAAACAAAAAAGAAAAAAAGGUGGACAAUGCAAUUGUGAGUGAGUUCCUGGAAAAGAAAAAGGAGAAGAAGAAGAAGAAAAAAGAGAAGCUGAAGAAGAAAUCAGUCAACGGUGAAGAGCCGCAUGCCUUCAGUGAUGAUGAGUUGCCUGAUCUAGAGGGCAUUGACUCCUUGAAAGAACUCAUGGAGGGUGAAAAAGUUUCAGUUAAAAGUAAGAAAAACAAAAAGAAGAAGCCGAAGGAUGAAGUAGUUGAUGAGGCUGGGGAGAAGGCCAAGGCAGAGCUAGAGCUGAUGCUUAUGGAUGAUGGGACCAGUGAAAAGAAGCUCUCUAAGCCGGAGCUUGUCAAAGACUCAAAGAAGAAGAAGAAGAAAAAGGCUAAAGCCCUGAAACGUAAGAAUGCAGAGGAUGACCAGGUAGAGGAUUUUAAACUGAAUGUGGAGGAUCCCAGGUUCAGUGCCCUGUACACAUCUCACCUGUUCCACAUUGACCCCACAGCACCCCAGUUCAAGAAGACCAAGAACAUGAUGAAGCUUGUUGACGAACAGAUCAAAAGAAAAAAACCCAAGCUGUCCGACACUGAGACAAACAGAAAUUUCAAAAAGACUGAAACGUAUCAGGAUGUUGUAGAAAGUUUGAAACGUAAAAUGAAAAGUUGAUUGGGACAAAAGACUAUACAUGUAUAAUGUUACUGGUAUAUUGUUUAACUUAUGUCUUUUAAGUACUUUGCUAUAAUGCCAUGAACUUCAAUGAAUGCUCUAUUUAAAAAAAAAAAUAAAAAAUUUUCUUUUUUGUUUGAAAUGUACAGUAUGAAAUUUUUUUUUAGUCUUUGCUAUUGUCAUGGUUUUGAAUGACAUUUAUCAAACCUUUGGAAAUACAGAAUUCAUUGUUACACAUAUAAUUCCUGCAGACAAAAAUGUGCAUUUUGAAACCUGGUUAAUACCGGUAUAUUGUUUGUGAAAAAUUAUCUCUCAUAGGAUUAACAUUUACCCACUUCACCUGUCCCUUAGUCUGUUAAACUUUUGGGACACCAUACAUGAUUUGUCACAGUCUUUCUCCAUUGCUCACUUCAAGGAGGCAUGCUUAUUUUGUUUGUCAUAUGAUUGAGCUUAUAUGAAGUACCCGGUAGUGCAGUGUUUCCCAAUUUUUUGACAUGUGUGUACCCCUUCUAUACUUUUCUUAACUAUGAGUAUCCCUCGCCCCCCCCCCCCCCCAAUUAAAAUAUAUGAUUGCCCGACCCUCUCUGGCUCUCUUACAUUAAAGUAUUGAAUCAGUGGGUAUAGUUUGGGUUCUUGUUUACACAUUUGCACACAUAGUUAAAAAUACAGGUAGUAAUGUCUUAUUCAUUUCAAGAUUGUUGUAGAAAUUAUUCUUCUAACAUUCUUAAUAAUAAAAAUGUUAAUUAAAACAUAUUUAUUACCGUAUUAAUUGUAAUUUAUUAACUGGGCAUAAUAAAUGGGUAUUUAAAAAAGUUAGAUGCAUUACGUACCCUCCUUCAAACUCUUCCCAUCAUACCUCACUUUGAGAAACACUGAAGUAGUGUGUGAGUGUACCCAAGAGUUGCACCCUUUGCUGUACAUGUCCAUUGGUCAAAUGAUGUAACUCAGUGUGGGUGUGAAGUUUCAACUAGAGGAAUUAUGUGAAAGAGAAGGAUGACUGCCCAUGGCUGAUGUGUACUGGAUAUUUUUUGUUGUAUAAAUCAUUACUAAAGAUUAUAAUGAUUAAUUACCAAUAGUUUUUAAAUUAUGUUUGUGGUCAAAUGGAAUACAAUUUACUUUAAGCAGCACAA
Molecule: messenger RNA, 3609 nt
Organism: Biomphalaria glabrata
Lineage: Eukaryota; Metazoa; Mollusca; Gastropoda; Planorbidae
Product: ESF1 homolog
Exons: 2
Coding region: 188-2479 (763 amino acids)
Biological process (GO): rRNA processing
Cellular component (GO): nucleus
Molecular function (GO): RNA binding
Source: RefSeq, a predicted model, not a curated record